Annulohypoxylon maeteangense is the source of this 909-nucleotide messenger RNA. Its product is annotated as NAD(P)-binding protein. The transcript has 3 exons. NCBI's taxonomy places the organism in Eukaryota, Fungi, Ascomycota, Sordariomycetes, Xylariales, Hypoxylaceae. The record is from RefSeq and is a predicted model, not a curated record. Gene Ontology annotation, molecular function: oxidoreductase activity, acting on the CH-OH group of donors, NAD or NADP as acceptor. The coding region runs from base 1 to 909 and encodes 302 amino acids.
AUGCGGCUCGGAAUACCACGCUUCCCCAACUACGGGGUCAGAGGACUUCAAUCCUUCUUCUCACAAAAAGAUCUGGCAGACGACAUUCCCCCAAGGCCAUCGAGGUCUCUUGAGGGGAAAGUCGCCAUUGUGGCUGGAGCAGGAUGUGAAGGCGACGGCCUCGGUAACGGCCGAGCUAUCUCGAUCCUGUUAGCCGAAGACGGCGCUUCAGUGAUUUGUGCCGACCUGAAUCCCACAUGGGCUGAGAAUACUAGUUCCAUGAUCCGCUCAGAAGGCAAAGGGGACAGUAUCAGCUGCCAGGCAGAUGUCACGAAACCUACUGACUGCCAGAAUGUGGUUGAUGCGGCACUAUCCAAGUUUGGCCGAAUCGAUAUCCUCGUUAACAAUGUAGGAAUUAUGGGCGCUAGGGGCACAGCAACGGAGUUCGACUUGGAUCAAUGGCGUCGUGGGCUCGAAAUCAACGUCACGAGUAUGGCGAAUAUGGUUAAGGUUGUCGUCCCUGAGAUGCGCAAGAACGACGAGUCUUUAGGUCAGAUUCGUGGAAGUAUUGUCAACAUGGGCUCGGUUGCUGGAUUAGUAGGGGGCACUCCCCAUUUGCUGUACCCAACGAGCAAAGGGGCCGUUCUGAAUAUGACCCGUGCAAUGGCGGCACAUCAUGCAUCUGAUGGUAUUCGCGUAAAUUGCGUUUGUCCGGGUAUGCUCUACACGCCCAUGAUGUAUUCGAAAGGCAUGAGUCCGGAGACUCGGGCAGCGAGAAGAAACCGAAGUCUCUUGCGAACGGAAGGUAACGCAUGGGACUGUGCAACGGCUGUUAGGUUUCUAGCUAGCGAGCAGGCUCGUUGGAUCACGGGUAUGGUUCUCACAGUCGACGCCGGUGCUACUGCCGUAUCAGCCAUCGAGCUUGUGUGA